AUGAAGUGUGGCACGGUCAUAGUCACUAUGACCCUGGUCUGGGUGGGGACCUUAGCCCAGCAGCCUGAAGAAAAAAUUCCCUUUCAAACUAAAAGCAGAGAUGCUUGUGUCAUGAGCGUCAGUGGUCAAGGCGAGAUGAGAGUAAGGAUCGAAUGCAAAAAUCAGGGCAAGAACUUUUUAUGUGAAUUUGCGUCCAAGCCAUCCUUCUGUCGAGCAUACAACAAGGACCCAAAGGGAUUUUGGAACCAGCUUAGCCAAGAUUUAAGAAAGAGUGGAAACCCAUGUGAACCCCAAGUGUUCAGGCAUAGCAUGUGCCCAAAGGCUCCUGCUCCUUCUCAAUUCAGGCAAGUAGUGCCCAGGAACCAACAGUCUGAUACCUCGAAACCUGAGAAAAAGCCAUCACCAACAACUAAGAAACCAACAACUAAAAAACCUCCAGCUACCAAGAAACCAGACCCUCCCAAGCCUAAACAACCGGAAGAGCAAAAUCCCAAAGCCGUGAAGAUGGCAAAAGAUCACUGCUCAUGGUUCUUCCAGACAUUCUGCUCCUACAUCAUAGAGAUUUUCGUAUAA
Molecule: messenger RNA, 573 nt
Organism: Hyla sarda
Lineage: Eukaryota; Metazoa; Chordata; Amphibia; Anura; Hylidae
Gene: FGFBP2
Product: fibroblast growth factor binding protein 2
Exons: 1
Coding region: 1-573 (190 amino acids)
Biological process (GO): cell-cell signaling
Molecular function (GO): growth factor binding
Source: RefSeq, a predicted model, not a curated record